CUCCAUUAGCCAAUCAGCAUCUACCUUCAUCAGCGCUGGGAGAAGUUCACAGUGGGUAGCCAGUCUGGUCCGUAGCCACGAUGGAUGCAAUACCAUGCCUUCUGUUCGUCCUUCUGUUCUGGACAAGGAUACAAGAAAAUACCGCCCUCCAGUGUUACUGUGACCGCUGCAGUGCCAAUUCCAGCUGCGUGACCGACGGUGUCUGUUUCGUCGCCAUCCGCAAGUCAGGAAGCCGGCAAACCACAGAGCAGCGCCAGUGUGUACACGAAAACGAACUGAUUCCACGAGACCGGCCCUUCAUCUGUGCGCCAUCUGUCAAACACGAAACCGGCAUUUACCCAAUAUGCUGUACCACGGACUACUGCAACAAAGAUCCCGACCCUGGUAUCUUCCCUGUCCCCACAAUAAAGACCCCUCCUCUUGGCCCUGUUGCUCUCGCAGCAGUGAUUGCCGGCCCGGUGUGUGUGCUCUGCUUGCUGUUGGUCUUGGCGUUCUAUGUUUGCCAUAGCCACAGGGGCCUGGGGGCGGGAGGUGCAGGGCCCCAUCAUCACCACCAUCAUCGGGUUCCCAACGAAGAGGACCCCUCAAUGGACCACCCCUUCAUCACAGUUGGAACAACGCUGAAGGACCUCAUAUACGACAUGACCACCUCAGGCUCUGGAUCAGGCCUACCACUACUGGUACAGAGGACCAUUGCCAGGACCAUCAUCCUCCAGGAGAGCAUUGGAAAGGGGCGUUUUGGGGAAGUGUGGCGAGGCAAAUGGCGUGGCGAAGAGGUGGCUGUGAAGAUCUUCUCCUCCCGUGAGGAGCGCUCCUGGUUCCGCGAGGCUGAGAUCUACCAGACUGUGAUGCUGAGACACGAGAACAUUCUGGGUUUCAUCGCUGCUGACAACAAAGAUAACGGGACGUGGACUCAGCUGUGGCUGGUGUCAGAUUACCACGAACAUGGCUCCCUGUUUGACUACCUGAACCGCUACACCGUCACCGUGGAGGGCAUGAUCAAACUGUCCCUGUCCACAGCCAGCGGCCUUGCCCACCUCCAUAUGGAGAUAGUGGGCACGCAAGGGAAGCCUGCUAUUGCCCACAGAGACCUGAAAUCAAAGAACAUUCUGGUGAAGAAGAACGGCACCUGCUGCAUCGCUGACUUGGGUCUCGCUGUCCGCCAUGACUCAGCCACUGACACCAUCGACAUCGCUCCAAACCACAGAGUGGGAACCAAAAGGUAUAUGGCACCGGAGGUCCUGGACGACUCCAUAAACAUGAAACACUUUGAGUCUUUCAAGCGAGCUGACAUCUACGCCAUGGGCUUGGUCUUCUGGGAGAUCGCCAGCCGCUGCUCUAUGGGAGGCAUCCAUGAGGACUACCAGCUGCCCUACUAUGACCUGGUUCAGUCAGAUCCAUCAGUGGAAGAGAUGAGGAAGGUGGUUUGCGAGCAGAAGCUUCGGCCCAACAUCCCCAACCGCUGGCAGAGCUGUGAGGCCUUGCGGGUGAUGGCGAAGAUUAUGAGGGAGUGUUGGUAUGCCAACAGUGCUGCCCGACUCACCGCUCUCCGAAUCAAGAAAACCUUGUCACAGCUCAGCCAACAGGAGGGAAUCAAGAUGUAGACACAACUACCAAACACACACACACACACACACACACACACAGACACACACACCUCUGACUGGCAUCCAUAUCUGUUAGCAUUACAGCAUCACAGCAUUAUUAUCUUCAUUUUUAUUCAUUCAUCGAUUAUUUCUCUCCCUUGGUUGGAAGGGAAGUGAAGACUUUUCUUCUCUCCUUGUUCCCAUUUCUCCUUAUCCAAUUUCAUUCAUUGACAAACUAAUGAGUUCUGCAGGUAAAACUGAGGAGCCUAUGUGUGUAAGUGUGUGUUGCUCUGGGCUGACGUACACGCACACACGAAAGGCUGGAUGCAUGAUUCAAAUUAGGGAUGGUUGUGCCUAAAGGGGAUAAAAGAGGCUUUAAGAGAAGCCUCCAUUCAUUAUCCUCCAUCUUGCUUUACUGUUCAUCACAAGAAGUCUCUGAAGGCCCAUUGGGUCAACUGGUUUACAUCCAAGUCCCGCCUCCACCAUUUAACACACACCCAACCAAUAAGAGCUCAGACCGCAUCAGGUAAACAAGAGGCCAGACAGGGAGUCAUAUGGGGGCCUCUCAUCUUCAUCGUCACCCCUUCAUUUGUAUAUUAGCAUUUCAUUCUUCACUUCAGAGUUAAGCCACUCUUCAGUAGGGCUGCAACUUGCUCUUUUUCAUCUUUCACCGAUGUUGUGGGUUCUGGAAAUGUUUCGAGUCAUCCAAAGCACGUGAUCUGUCGUUAGCUCGGUGCAUUCUGUAAUGAAUGUGUCCAGGUGCGCUGCGCCCACAACACCAGUGUGCUGUGUUUUCAGGUUAGUUACAGGAGUUUACAUUCCUCAUUACAGUGAAGAAUGUACUGGGGGGCAGUACUCAUUAAAUAUCUGCCCAACAGUACGUGUGUGAAAGCAAAGAAAUGCCUUAAGGAAACCCCUAAUUGUGAAAUUUAACCACCACUUAAUAGUUAAGCAAACAGACUUUAGUCAAAAUGUCAUUACCACUUCAUUAGUAGCAUUUCAAUCUUUAAUUUGUGACUGAAGUGAGGGGAGGAAUGCGGUCUGUGGUCACCUUUAGUCAUCUUGAGUCUGGAAAAUAGCAAAGUGAACUGAGUAGGCUAGUGUCUUAUUUACUUAAUUGUUGACUUUGAUGCUUUGAGAACAUGAUAAUCGAUCAAGUCUACGUGUUUGAGUCGUGUUUUGACUCAGCAUGAAGUCUGACGAGAAAACGAUACAAAAUAUUCUAUUUUGAUGACAAAAUCGAACGGUAUAAUGGCUACAUUUCCGUUGUUAAAACGAUGUGAAGAACUGAGCUGAUCAGGUUUGCAUUCUGUCAGGCAUAUGAUUUAAGACAGACGUUCAGAUAAGCUGUUGCUGUUAUAUAUAUAUAUAAUAAUGGAAUUCUCCACAUAAAUUUAGAUAGAAGACUUUCACCGUGAAACGCUUCAGUGCUAUAAAUUCUGUGGUGUUUAAAUUUCAUUGUUCAAAUGAGGUUGAGGUUUUAACCCAAGGAAAUGACAAACGGGUGUCACGUUAAUGUGCACCGCACAUUUUGAAACACGUAUGCAUAUUCUUUCUCUCAUUUCUCUCUCUGUUCACUUUAAACAAUUACCGAUUUCUUGGCUAUUGGUGUGCUGGUCGAAAAUGGAGGAACAAAAUAAGAAGACUGUCAUGGCUAUGUGACACAGUUCCUCUUAAUCUCAGAGCUGGGAGUGACUAGGCCGUGAGUUCUCGUAUUUCAAAGAGAUAAGAAGAUUCCACAAAGAAAACGGCUCUGAAUUCUAAUGAUUGCAGCCCUACUCUUGAGUCGUGUUACAGUAGCAUUGGGAGCUGAGGGGAGGACAGGGGCGGGGGGUUAUGGGACAGUGUGUAAGCCGCCCUGUGGGGGUCCAGACCCCGGCUUCAUCUGUUCUUCAUCUAGUCGGGUUGUAAGCAGAAUAUCUCAUCUCUGCAACAGUUUUGCACCUGUUUUUUUUUUUUUUUGUUUUGUUUUUUUUGCCAUUUGUUACUGUUGUAUUUCCCCGUCUCCCUCCCUGUUGGUAGGGAGUCGAACAGGUCAGUUUAAUUUAUUGUGUUUUUUGAAUUUUCUUUCUGGUGGCAGGGGAUUUUUCUUUUUCUUUUUUUUUUUUUGCAAAACUAAACUGGACAUGAUGACCUCAUUCAUUUUUGGCAAACAUGCUGCAACAUAUGCAAUAUACAGUAGAUAAAUGUGUCUAUUUUCUAUACUCUGCUCUGCUAAACCACAAACAGCAAGAACAACAACAACAACAACAACACCAACAAUCAGCUGCCACCAUGCCUUCCAAGCCAGCUGUUACCGGAAAGUGCCAGUGCUUUAAAAACCCAACUCCUCUCAUGUCGGCUGCUGUGGAAGUGUGUUUGCUCUUGCGCGUGUGCAGCUUCGUGUGUGUGUGUGUGUGUGUGUCAGAGGAGGCCUGCCGAGCAUACAGCAAGCUCAUACUAUGCACACCCAGGAAGAUGGGACGGAAAGCAAGAUGGGCCACACACCCGCACGUCACAGCACCCACGACUCAGCCGACUCUCUGGUGCCAUCUCGUCAGACCCCCCCUCACCCGAACACCCAACCACCUCAGCAACAACUCAUUGUAUACAGCUUCUCCUCCUGGUGGACAGAGUCUGGAAACUGAGCUCCAGCACCUCAAACUGUGUUUAGUUGCCACAAAAGCUCACAGCAGCUUUCGAAAAGAGACACAAAGACUUGUAAGCAUUACUGAUGUUGCCCUAUAAAUGUAAAUUCUUUUUGAUUUUUUUUGGGGGUUUUUUUUUGGUCCUUUUCACAUGUUGUUGACAGCGCAGCAGUGCUGAAUCGACCUUUCAGACGUUUUCUUCUUUGUAGGAUAAUCAACAAAAAUGAGGUACAUUCAUUUAAAUAUAGCAAACGGAUAUUUACUAAGCCAUAGGUUUUCCAGGUUGCAUUUGUUUUGUUUUUUUUCCUUUUUUUUGUGGCAAGGUCUUUUUCUACUAGAAUGUACAUUAACGACAAACAAAAGAUGAAAAAAUAUGCGUUAAAUAGACAAUUAUGUCAUUUCAUAUUAGCAAGCCUUAAGGGACCAACACAUAAGAGUCAGGAUCUACUCUUAUUUUGUUUUUCCUUGUUUUGUUUCAUUUUACUUUGUUUGAGUUUUUAUGAAAAGAUACAUAUAUAUAUAUCUAUAUAUAAUUGAUUACUAUGAUAAAGGAAGUGUCAUUAUUCUAUCUAAAGGAGAAAAAAAAUAUAUGUAGCACCUGAUUUAAGAGUUUGUUUUAGUCAAGUGUUUGUGUCCUGUUGCCAAAUUGCCAUACAUCUAAACCCACUUGAUCUUAUUUUAGUCUAAGUUCCAUCUAAAGCACUUCGUCUUUUAGUACACAGGUCAAAACCAAGUCUCAUAAUUGCAGUUGCGCUCAUAACCUUACAUACCCUGGCAGAAUUUGUGCUUUCUCUGCCAUUUGUCAGAGAAUAUGAAUGAUAACACUAAAACUUUUCUUUCACUCAUGGAUAGUGGUUGGGUGAAGCCAUUUAUUAUCAAACAACUGUGUUUACUCUUUUUUUUAAAUCAUAACUAUCCACAUGACCCUGAUCCAAAGUUUACAUACCCCAGUUCUUAAUACCACGUACUGCCCCCUUUAACAUCAAUGACAGUCUUUUGUGGUAGUUGUGGAUGAGGCUCUAUUUUCUCAGAUGGUAAAGCUGCCCGUUCUUCUCGGCAAAAAGCCUCCAGUUCCUGUAAAUUCUUGGGCUGUCUUGCAUGAACAGCAUAUUUGAGAUCUCCCCAGAGUGGCUCAGUGAUAUUGAGCUCAGGAGACUGAGAUGGCCACUCCAGAACCUUCACUUUAUUCUGCUGUGGCCAGUGACAGGUCGACUUGGCCUUGUGUUUUGCGUGAUGGAACGCCCAAGUACGUCCCCUGCGCAGCUUCCGGGCUGAGGAGUGCAAAUUUUCCUCCAGUAUUUUCUGAUAACAGGCUGCAUUCAUCUUGCCAUCAAUUUUGACCAAGUUUUCUGUGCCUUUGUAGCUCACACAUCCCCAAAGCAUCAGCGAUCCACCUCUGUGUUUCACAGUAGGAGUGGUGUACCUUUCAACAUAGGCCUUGUUGACUCCUCUCCAAAUGUAACGUUUAUGCUUGUGGCCUGAAAGUUCAAUUUUGGUCUCAUCACUCCAAAUGACUUUGUUCCACAAGUUUUGAGGCUUGUCUUGGCGUAUUGUAAGCAUGAUGCUUUGUGCCAUUUGCGGAGUAAUGGCUUUCUUCUGGCGACUCGACCAUGCAGCCCAUUUUUCUUCAAGUGCCUCUUUAUUGUGCAUCUUGAAACAGCCCUACCACUUUUUUUUUUCUCUUUUUUUUCCCAGAGAGUCCUGUACUUCAGCUGAAGUUUUUUUGUGGGUUUUUCUUUGCAUCCCAAGCAAUUUUCCUGGCAGUUGUGGCUGAAAGUUUUGUUGUUCCACCUGACCGUGAUUUGGUUUCAACAGAACCCCUCAUUUUCCACUUCUUAGAGUUUGAACACUGCUGAUUGGCAUUCUCAAUUCCUUGGAUAUCUUUUUAUAUCCCUUCCCUGUUUUAUACAGUUCAAUUACCUUUUCCUGCAGAUCCUUUGACAAUUCUUUUGCUUUCCCCAUGACUCAGAAUCCAGAAACGUCAAUGCAGCACUGGAUGAAAGAUGCAAGGGUCUGUCAGGAGCCCAGAAAUUCACUGAUCUUUUAAACACACACACUGAUUACACAGAUCACAGGUGAGGAUGCUUACCUUUAGUAGCCAUUCAAACCCGUUUGUGUCCACUUGUGUGCAUGUUAUCAGGCCAAAAUCUCCAGGUUAUGUAAACUUUUGAUCAGGGUCAUUUGGGGAGUUUCUGUUGUCAUUCUGAUUUAAAAAGACUAAACACAGUUGUUUGAUGAUAAAUGGUUUCACCCAACCAUUAACCGUGAGUGAAAGAAAAUUUUUUCUCUUAUCAUUCAUAUUCUCUGGAAAAAAAAAAAAAUCACAAAUUCUGCCAGGGUAUGUAAGCUUAUGAGCACAAAUGUAGAUACAGGUUAAUGCACACAGAGACAAGAAUUAAUACAUCCAGUAAAUUAGAUCUGCCAGUGAUUUGCUCAAAGGAAUCCCACAUUGUCUUUCAAUUGUUCAGCAAUAAGUGCACUUCUGAACCACUGCGGGGUUUACCUGUGUGGCAGUUUGGAUGUAGUUGAGUCCGUCUGUCUCCAUUGCUUUUCUUUAUGGAUACAUAAUGUAUUGAUGUGCUGCUACUUAGUUGUCCACCUUGCAUUCUGAGUCGAGGUGAGAGCUGCCAUUGGAUGUAAAUAUCCUCAGAUUUCCUGAAUCUGAUCAUUGCGUGCCAUGUUGCUUUGACUCGAACCCAGCCCGUCAUCGUUUGGUAGGCAGUCCUCUCAAAGACUUGUUGAAGUAUGUUAGAGAGUUGUUGUCAGCCACCAUCCAUGGAAGUUCAGGAGUCCACCCCCUCCACCCUCUGCUGCAGCUCGUAUCGCAGAGGUCUUCCUCUCUGGUUCAAAGUGCUGAUCAGUUCAGUCAGCUGCUUUAGCGUUCAGCUAGAAUGAAAGGCUGCAGCUUCCAUGGAACAUGGUUGAAAACCCCGGUGCCAAUCUAUUGAUGAGCAUCAGAGUAGCUUCUCCGCUCUGCUGUGAUGCCCAUACUUGAAAAACAUUUGGAAAUGCAUUGAGAUGUAUUUAUCUCUACCAGAAGUCCAAGUGUAGAGGAUAGCAAAUACAUUGUGUUGGGGGUCUUAAUUUGUUUAGUAAAAUGUGCUUGUUGAUGCCCUUCUAGCAACCGAUAGUGUAAUAACAAAUGAGUAUGUCAUAAUAUGUUAAAAUAUGCAAGUGCACCUGUUAAAAAAAUGUAAUCACACUGUUUAAGCGUUUAAUCUAUAGACCAUGUAAUAGCAGUUUUAAUGAAGCUCCUCGAAGGCAGUGACUCCUUUGCAGGCUGCACUUUUUGUCUGGAAUGAUUUGUCAACAAAAGAAAAAAAACAAUCAGCAAUAUGAAAAAGCCACUGUAGGAUAUAUAUAUAAUAUAAUAUAAUAGCUCGACAGCUCGCUCUUGACCUUUGAGACAGCAGAUGACCAAACAGUCUUCAGUCAUGGUCCACUUAUUCCAGACACAGAUGGAGUUCAGAGCUCAUGCAGAAUGGAUCAUUAGGUGAGAGUAGGAUAUUUACACUGUUGGUUGUUUGGACUUUGACCUUGUCGCUCUCCACAAGGAACACUCAGCGCAGUAGGGAGUGACUGUACCUUUUUACAACACUGAUGAAAAGCCCUAAAAAUGUUUGGAACAAUAAGACGUUUGAGGAGCAACGGCAAAUUUCAGUCGCUGAUAAAGACCAUAUGGUUGUCUGCACAACCAUUUGAGUCACUGUAUCGCAUAGAGAAAUUGUUGAAUUUAAAUCGAAAUCUUACUGAGCCAUCUCUACCGUUCAGUCAAGGUAUGCUAUGCUUAAAAAAUAUACAUAACAAUAAAAAAAUAAUUCUUGGUGCCCAAUAAUAAUUUAAAAUAAUUUUUACAUUGCUUUUUUCUUGGAGUGAACAUCAAAGGAUUAAGGUCAAGAAACAAAGUGGACCUUGAUUGGAGAUCGUAAAAUGAAACCUUUAUCAAAAGCUCUUUGACCAGCUAAUUGCUACGGUCUUAAUUUAUAAAUGCUGUUAUGUUUUUAGUAGAAUGAGACAAAAUCUGUAUAUUUAGUUGGCAGAAGUAAUAGAACAGCAUUUCACCAGCAAUAUCCCAUAGCCUUUUGAACUGUGCAGAAGACCUCUAACGUGAUAAAUUCAUGUUUGUGAAAAUUACAUUAUCAGUUGCUACGGGUCAUUAUUCAGUGGUUUCCCUUUUCAUCAUUUGUUAUUUGAAAAAAAAAAAAAAAACGCAGUUUGGCAAAAAGCAGACAAAUUGUGAUGUACCCACCCUUACGCUUCCACUGUUCAGUUGUUCUUGUAAAUGAAGUAUUCUUAAGUAACUAGAAAUGGUCAGCAGCAGCAGAUAAGCCUUGUAAAUAUCUUGUGGAGUAAACAAAAAGAAGAAAGCUGUCCUCAUAUUUGAAGAAAGUAAAGUGGAUAUCGCUGCUAUGUUGAAUACAAAAAGGGUGACAGACUAUGCUGAAUUAGAUGUUAAAUGUGUACAAAAGUGGUUCAAAUCUUAGCGUUAUCCCUUUAAGCCCUGGCUAACUGCUGGGUCUUUGGGUGGGAUUGAGACUGUAUAGGGUGUGUUUUCCAUUAGCAUUGUCAUUCUCUGGGACAUUAACAACAGCAAAAGCUCAACAGCACCACUGGUAUGCCUCUACUAGGACAACCUUCAUUCUGUCUUAAAGUCACCAGCAGCCUUGUAUUUUUUCUUUUCAAAACCCAAGAUGACUUAACUGUAAAAAGACAUUUUUGCACCCAGCUUGUUUUCUCUUGUGCUCUUUAUACAGCAAGCUUUCUGUCCUUGACUCUGUCUUGCCUUUCUCUCUUGUCAUUCCACUUUCUCCAACUGACUUAACAGAUAUCUCCUAGCUACAAGGGCCACGCUAGCAGUUCCUCGGCUUCAUGCCUCCAUACUGGGUGGAACCACCAACCUGCAUCCAACCCUGUCAACUUUUUUUAUCUCUUUAAACUCAGAUCUAAAGGCUGGGGUAUGUUGGAAACAAAUCUGUUUUGUAUAGUGCAAUGAGUCAUACAAAGGAGGAUAACAGCUCACACUUUCAGUCUCUCAAAGAUAUUCAUUGUGUUGCAGAAAAUGAUAACCGAGAGCUUGAGGGAGAAAUUUGAACUUUCUCACCUUUCACACCUGGUGAAUCACCAAAGUGGGCAUGCUUGUCAGAUUGGUUUCAGAAUGUUACAAAAUUUAUUUAUGUAUUUUUUUUGGAAACAGCCCUGACAAGCACUUCAUUUGAAGCUGAUGCUUUAAAAAGAAAUAAAUAAAAAGUCUAGCCGUUACUAUUUCACUGCCACAAUUCGCCACACUGCUUUCUUGUUAAAACAUUGUGCCUACAUCACCCAUAAUUCACCUCGACCACAGACGCUUCAAUCAUAGUCUUGUUUGUGUUAUGCUAGUAGCAGCUAAUGUGGCCUGGAGUUACUAGCCUCGAGCAGAAUGAAGAGUGAGCUAACUCUACACCCCCCAGAUUUUUUCCAUAUAUAACAGGGCUGGGCAAUUAAUGCACAGAAGCAGAUCCGUGCGUCCACACGUAAAUAAUGAAAACGCCAGGCUUUUCAAAAUAAAAGCAAUCCGGUUGUAUUGCACGCACGGCAUAAAUACUUGUUCAUUUAGUUCAAGACUAAGACUAUUUCUCCAUGCGUGCAGUAGUACUCCCCAGUACCUGCGAACACACUCAGAUGUGUAAACUUGGUGGAGUUCCCCUUUAGGUGCUCUACAGACUUGCUUGUUGGAUGUCCCACAAUGAGCCAAAACACCUUGACUGUCUUUGAGAACAGACUGUGUGACAGCGUGUUCUGUUAUGUCCAUAUUGUAACUAUUGUCUCACCUUGCCUGUCUCCCUGAGGGCAGGCUUUUCACCCCGCCUCUGAUCGUGGCCAUAUUUAAUAGCUUUUUCCUUCGACGUGGCUGGACAACAUGUCGUACAAAUUAGUCUGUUUGGAACAUUCGUUGGCCUUGGGGUUAUAAAAGGGGCUGUACUGUCUCCCAUUGUCUGAAAGUAUUGAGACUGAACCUGUAAAUCCGAUAUCAUUUGUGGCUUCUUUGGGUUUGAUGAACAGUUUUGUGGCUUCGGUAACUCAGUCACCGUCUUGGACGUGAACCAUUUUGAAAAUUUAUGAAGAAAACGUUGUUCUUUCUCUUGGAGAAUCUUACCUUGCCUGCUCUGUCCUUAGCUCAGAUUACAGAGGGGGAGGAGGUCGCUGUACACUGUUGGUAUGCAGCCAUCAUGCAAUUUUAACCUUGGUCCACUGGUCAACACAGCUGAAGGUUGUGAAUGGGAACAGCAAUGUAGCUGAGCCAUUUUGUGACUCAAACCUAUUAAAUGAGAUGCACUCUGUUCGGUCAAAUAUGCAGCCUUUUCAUGCCAUUCUUUUAAGCCAAGAAAGGUACAGAAUGGGUAGUUUUUCCUGCUCUGUUUGCAUUGAUGGAGGGCCAAAACAGGGAGGUAACAUAAACUAUGCCAGCAGCUCAACCGCGUCAAACCACGCACUGAGUGAUUCCCACAGCUGUGAAUGUAUCGGCCCUUUCAGAGUCUCCAACCAGUCUGAGCACAACCUGCGUAACUCAGCCCAAAGGUCAAGGCAGCGACUUUAUGAGCAUGCAAAUAUCCACCACACGGGUCUGUUUCUAUCUGUCUCUCGUUAUGCAAAGUCUGGGCCAAUCAUGUCUGCCCACUCAGUCCCUCUGGAUCACACAGGUUGUAUGACCUAUCUAUGCUUGCAUGAUCCACACACUGUGAUGAGGAACGUGUUAGGGUCAAAAGAUUAUCAUGUUCUCCCUUCAUGGUUGCCCUCCAUCACCUCAAAGAUCUGCUUUGUGAUUGUCAAGCGUUGCAGUUGAUGUGAGUGGUUUGGGUCACUGAAGGGUUCAGGUGUUGCUUGGUUUGAACUGUUUUCUUCUCUGGUUCGAUGCUGAAGUGAGGCCUUUGUGGCAACAAGGGUAGCAGAAAGCUUUAUCAUGUUUUAUUUGGUGCCUAAGUUUGACAAGACUUUUUUUUUUCUUUUUCUUUUUUUUUUCUUUUUUACUUUUCACCUCGAAUGACAAGACUGCAUGUGAUUGUGUGUCUGCAUUGAUGUCUGCUUUAUAGAUGCCAUCCAAAAGCUGAGACGUAUCUUAAAAAGCAUAAUUAACAUAUUAAAAAGGUCACUUAAUCAAAAAGAAAAUACCUCCUUUUAAAGACCAAUGUGUUUUACCUCACUGUACAUAUAUAUUCUCGAUUUGUUUACUCCAAGUUUGCAAUUUAUCUUUCUCUUUUGUUUCUAUGAAAUGCUUAAAAAAAAAAAAGUUGAAGAGAAUAAUUUUCUUUUAUUUUCAAUGGUACUUUUUUGUCAGAUGGCAUUGUAUUGUGUUUGCGUAGUUCCCAAGCAGUAUACUAUUCCUCUUUUACCAUGCUCUGUAUAUGACCUGUUGGUUGUGUUCUGCGUGAGCUGUACAGUCAAAGCGCUUUACAAAUGUCCAAGCCCCCUUCUGAGCUCUGGUACAAAUGCCUUGUUCAAUAUGUUCUUUUUGUUUAAUGAAAAAAAAAAAAAAAAAAAAGAAUAAAAAAAAAAGAGUCAAAGUGGAGGUGGAGGAGGCUGGAAGUGAGGGGAGGGACUGUAAAGCGAGAACCCCUCAACAACUGUUGAACCCUCCUCACCUCACAACCCUCUUGGAUUUCUAAAUAUAUUAUAAUCUUGACUUUUUUUAUAUAGUGUGUACAGAUGAAUGAAAGAUCAACAUAGGAACUAGAGGAUUGACACUUAUGUUAACUUCUAACAUAGCUGGAGUAGAAAAUGGUGUGAAUAAAGAAACAAAGUUUCACAACAGGA
Messenger RNA from Scatophagus argus, 12001 nucleotides. RefSeq names its product transforming growth factor, beta receptor 1 b (gene tgfbr1b). Bases 81 to 1604 code for a protein of 507 amino acids. Gene Ontology annotation, molecular function: activin binding; SMAD binding; transforming growth factor beta receptor activity, type I. Gene Ontology annotation, biological process: transforming growth factor beta receptor signaling pathway; cellular response to growth factor stimulus; protein phosphorylation. Gene Ontology annotation, cellular component: plasma membrane; activin receptor complex. Lineage: Eukaryota; Metazoa; Chordata; Actinopteri; Scatophagidae. The record is from RefSeq and is a predicted model, not a curated record. The transcript has 9 exons.